Messenger RNA from Paecilomyces variotii, 1539 nucleotides. RefSeq names its product C2HC5 finger protein. Gene Ontology annotation, biological process: regulation of DNA-templated transcription. Gene Ontology annotation, cellular component: nucleus. The coding region runs from base 1 to 1539 and encodes 512 amino acids. The record is from RefSeq and is a predicted model, not a curated record. Gene Ontology annotation, molecular function: zinc ion binding. The transcript has 2 exons. NCBI's taxonomy places the organism in Eukaryota, Fungi, Ascomycota, Eurotiomycetes, Eurotiales, Thermoascaceae.
AUGCCCGGAACGGACCUUGUCGCAUGGGGAGUCCCCCGCCUCUCCCAGCUCCUUCCACUCGAUGAGGAGUCUCUCACGCAGAUAAUCACGUAUUCUGCGAGUCUGUCGAAAGAUGCCUGUGCGGAGCAUCUGAAGAACCUCCUUGGCGACUCUCCUGCGGCACUGGAGUUUAUCUCUUCCUUCAACUCGCGACGGGGAGGCGGCGAGACUCCUCCCAGAGAGUCGGGAAGCGCAUCGCCAGCAGCUGGUGGACACGAUAGUAAUGGACGACAGACAAAUGAACAUAGGAAUGUACAGAAGAAAAACAAGAGGACAAAGGCGCCCUUACAUAGCGCUGGCCCUCCGCGAAGACCGGAGAAUUACGGAAAUGUUACGGGUGGAUAUAUGAAGUCUGAUAAAGAAGAGCUGCCGCAGACUACGAUAUCUGCUUCCCCGAAUGCUUCAUCGCUCAUAUCCUCACAAAAUCCGUCCCCCGGUCCAAAAUCGAGCACGAAGGCGCCUCCUUCGGCCGCUGGCCCGUUGAUAUCAGACUAUCUACCUAAUGUGAAAUCUAGAACGGCGAAAUCUUCGCGGCACACUAGUUCCGGUACCUCGACUCCUGGAAAGCAAUCUAUUACGACGGGCAACAUUGAAGACUUGACGGCAGCCAUCGCGGCUCUGGAGGUGUCUACAAAUCCAACGUUGAGUAAAGAACAGCGAAAGUGCAACUGUAAUGCUUCACUUCACCCACUGUUCACACCUGCCCCCAACUGUUUGAGUUGCGGGAAGAUUAUUUGCGCCUUGGAAGGUCUCCAGCCCUGCUCUUUCUGUGGAGCAGCGCUCAUAUCUACCGAGGAUAUACAGAGUAUGAUCAAAGAGCUUCGGGCGGAACGUGGCAAUGAAAAAAUGAGAGCACAUAAUGAGAGUCUGCAUCACGAUGGCGGGCCGGGACCAGGUCCAUCUUCAAGCAAGCUUGAAGCUGCCAAGGCUCACCGCGACAAGCUCCUCGCCUUUCAAGCUCAAAAUGCACAGCGUACAAAAGUUGUGGAUGAGGCUGCUGAUUUUGAGACACCAAAUGUAGCUUCGACGCUGUGGAUGAGCCCUGCACAGAGGGCGCUUGCAUUGAAGAAGCAACAGCGGAUUUUACGUGAAAUGGAAGAAAAAGCGCGACCAGAAUGGGAGAGGAAGAAGACGGUCAUGAGCCUUGAUAUCAAGGGUGGUCGUGUUGUGAGGACAUACCAGUCUUCACCAGCAGAAUCCUCCAAAAAAGAAGAGCAAGAUGCGGAAGAGGAAGAGCUCGCUCGCGCCGCUGCCCAGGAGACUGGGGAUCAAGCAACGACUAGUGCGAGCGGUGCAGCCUUUGGGAAGAAUCCUCUCCUAGCAGCUGGUGGUCUGGUGAGACCAGUUUGGAAGGCUCCAGCGGGAAAGGAGCCUGUGGCCCACGCGCGGAAGGAGAGGACGCAGACGUGGAGACGCGUCCAGGAUGAUAACGACGACAACGAACAGUGGAUCUUGGAUGGGGGAUUGCAUGGAUAUGGAACUGAGAGCGAAGCGACGUAG